Messenger RNA from Durusdinium trenchii, 1574 nucleotides. Lineage: Eukaryota; Dinophyceae; Suessiales; Symbiodiniaceae. The record is from the annotation of a GenBank genome assembly.
GAAAGAACGGACAGAAAGGAAAGGAAAGGAACAGAACAGGAACAGGAACAGGAGCUGGAACAGAAAACAGAACAGAACAGAACAGAAAGAAAGAAAGAGCGAAAGAAAGAAAGAAAGACAGAAAAAAAGAAAGACAGACAGAAAGAAAGAAAGACAGAACUUGAAUUCUUCACAUCACAUCUUAAACAUUGCCCUCUGCUCCACAUGCGCGGAAACUCUUCUGCGGGAAAGAUGGGAAAGGUGUGGAACUUUCAGUUUUGAUGUGGCUCCUAGGUCCAUGAAGGGGCCUUUACUUCAGAUGGUGCAGCCCAUUCUGCAAAUCAUUGCUGCGAGCAAGGGGAUACCCAUGAACGAGUAUCUCAUGAGGACUGUGGCAAGAAUAUUUGCCUUCCUGAAGCAACAGGGAGCAGAGACGGGUCUCGCAAUGCUGGGGCCUCUCUCUGCCAUCCUCAUUGCUAUGGCAGCAAACCCUUCAAAUCCAGUUUUCAACCACAACCUCUUCGAGGCAGUGGCUUCGAUCGUCAAGGUUUGCGUGCCCACGCAACCCGACACGGUUGAGAGCGCCCUGCUGCCUGUCUUUGGGCAGAUCUUAGAGAGAAAUGUGGUGGACUUUUUGCCGUACACGUUUCAGAUAAUGGGUCUCCUGCUUGAUGCUUCUCCGAAUGUGAAGCCGCUGUACACAGAGCUUUUUGCCAGGCUGUUGACCCCUGAGCUUUGGCGAGCUCAGGCAAAUGUGCCAGGACUGAUUCGACUUCUGCGUGCUUACUUCACCAAGCAUGCAGGGUUUGGAGAGCUGCUGAGGUCGAACAUGCAGGCGAUUCUCGAGCGAUUCCAAUUCGUGCUGAUGAAUCGGAAGACCGAGGAAGCGGCACUGGAUUUGCUGAACGCCAUGUACCAGUAUUUGCCCAUCGAAUUUUAUCAGCAGUUUCUCAAGACACUCAUGACAGUUUUGUUGACUAGACUGCAAAGCAGCAAGUCACCGAAGUUCAAGCGGGACUUUGUGGUCUCGUGCUCGCUUUGCAUACAUAAGAAUCAGUCAGUGAUAGCACUGUUCGACUCUAUACAGGCUGGCCUGUUGAGUAACUUGCUUCUCAACGUGUGGCCACCUGUGCUGAAGAUGCCUUUGCGAACGGACGAGCGGAAGGUUUGCGUGAUGGCCCUGGCCAAGCUGUUUUCAGUUGAAGAAUUGAGACAGAACACGCAGCUAGUUGGUGCUUGCUCACUUAGUCUUGUCCAUUUGCUUGGUUUGGCUUCUUGCUGCAAGUCGAAGCAGAACCUGAACGGCGACGAGGGUUCCGACGAAGAGCUCGAGAACGGGGCGGGGCAGGAGUAUGAAGUGAGCUUUAACAAGCUCCAGAAUACUGAUCUGCCUGGUGCAGCUGCUGGAAUGGCGCCAGAUGUGCCGGACUUGCUUUGCGCGGCCAAGGCUUCGCUGAAGCCGGUGCUGGGCCCCGUUGUCCUGCCGCUGGCACAAGCCACCGCAGAGUUGCAGCCUUUGGCGGCUUUUCUACAAUAGGCAGCACAUCCAUGUUUCUCUUAGCUAGGCUCUCUGGACGUCUAAUCGCCUGUGAAGC